AUGUUAUGUACUUCUGGGGAGCUGUAUCCAAAUCGUGAAGACUACUACUAUUUUUGGUUGGCUUACACGACUUUUCUCAUGUUUAGCAUUGCAAGUAUCGUGGUAGCUCAAAUUAGUCUUUGUAUAUAUUUCGUUUCUAUUAAUCUGUCGAAAUUUGAGGUCGUUUGCUAUCACCUGGAAAGACUUCGAGAAAUGUCUGAUCAAUCUGAUGAAAACGAUCCCAAUGAAAUUGAGAAGAUAGUCAAACAUACUUGUGCUAACCAUUAUGAAACCUUAAAUUUCUUUAGGUUAUUUCAAAUAUUUAGUCGAAAUGUUUUAGCAUUUCUAUCUACUUAUGUUUUUGUUGCCUUGAGUACUACUGGUACUAUGAUUCUGUAUGCCUUUAAGAUCAAAAAUACUUUUCUUAUCCUAGAGAUGAUCGUUUCAUUUCUCUGCAUACUUUGUUUUGCUUUUUUAAUGGGCCAUAUCGGUCAAAUAUUAUGCAAUGCAAGUGAUAAUCUUUUCUAUCAAAGCUACUUUUGCGGGUGGUAUAAUUUACCUAAAGAAUCGAAAAAAAUUUUGCACAUGAUGAUGACUCGUUGUUUGACACCUUGUGAAUUACAAUCAGCACCAUUAUCUUUCAUGAAAUUCAAUUAUGAGAACUUUAAUGCUGUUGUCAAUACUUCAAUUUCAUACAUGACAGUCAUAGCUUCAGUUAUGUAAUGAAGUUCGGACAAAUUAAGCUGGGCACGAACUUUUAUCAAUAAACCUUAAAGUUUAACAAUCAUGCGUGAAAACACGUUGCUGAUACCAAAAAUCCAAACACUUUAUUUUUCCAAGAAGACGCUAUGUAUUUCAUGAUGUCAAUCAUGGAGUACUGAUAAACUCGAUAAACUGAAG
Trichogramma pretiosum is the source of this 879-nucleotide messenger RNA. RefSeq lists its product as uncharacterized. The record is from RefSeq and is a predicted model, not a curated record. Gene Ontology annotation, cellular component: plasma membrane. The transcript is spliced from 6 exons. NCBI's taxonomy places the organism in Eukaryota, Metazoa, Arthropoda, Insecta, Hymenoptera, Trichogrammatidae. Gene Ontology annotation, biological process: sensory perception of smell; detection of chemical stimulus involved in sensory perception of smell. Bases 1 to 702 code for a protein of 233 amino acids. Gene Ontology annotation, molecular function: odorant binding; olfactory receptor activity.